AUGGGCAAAUGCUGCAAGUGCAACGGGAGGCUGCUGUGCCUGUGCUUGCUGCCCUGCAUGAUGACCGGCCACCUUCUCAUCUACAUCAUGGUCACCAUAUUCGUCACCGUCUCCUAUGCUCCCCCCAAAAUAACCAUCCACUACGUCGCGCCGGGGAUUUCCGCAAACUCCGGCGCUCUAGCCUCUCACCCGCUCGGCCCCUUCUGGAACCUUCAUCUGGAGAACAGUGCCUUGUGGAACCGGCUGCAGCACUCUCUGGACCGUCAGAACAAUCCCAUACUACGUGGAAACACCACCGGGACUGUGAGGAAGCCCAAAGCAGAGUUACCCAGUCAAACCGGAGACAAGCGCCUUCCUGACCGUACAUCAUGUAAGUGCUCGGAAGCCGGUCCGCAUGAUGUCAACAAUAUGCCCGAACAAAUCGGGGUAUUUGUCAGGUCAAUGCACUGCAGGAGUUAUCCAAUCCUCAUCAAUCAGCCGACGACGUGCAAAAGGAACAAGACCAGUCGAGAGUAUCCGAUGCUCCUCAUGGCCGUCAAGUCUCAAGUGGGGAACUUUGAAAACAGGCAAGCCAUCCGUGAAACAUGGGGCCGCAGUGGUUUGGUUGAAGGGGAGUCUCACAGGAAAGGUGGGUUGGUGCGUACGGUCUUUCUGCUGGGACGGCAGGACUCCAGUACGGGACCUCAUCCGGACCUCAAAAACUUUCUGGAGCUGGAGAACCGGAAGUACGGCGACAUCCUCCAGUGGGAUUUCAAAGAUACUUUCUACAACCUGACCCUGAAAGACUUGCUGUUCUGGCAUUGGCUCCAGCAACACUGUCCCACAGCUGUGUUCGUCUUCAAAGGGGACGAUGAUGUCUUCGUCCGGACCGGCGCUCUCCUGGAUUACUUGCACCAGCAGUGGGAGGAGCACAAACUGCGCAACCAAACUCACAUCAAUUUAUUUGUGGGGGAUGUCAUCAGUAACGCCUUCCCGAACCGGAAUCCAUCGACUAAAUACUACAUACCGGAGAACUUCUAUAAAGGUGCCUACCCAACGUACGCCGGAGGGGGAGGGGUGGUAUAUUCCGCCUCACUGGCGUUACGACUGAAAGAGGUGUCCAAAAAUGUAUGCCUCUUCCCCAUCGACGACGUUUACUUGGGAAUGUGCCUUCAGAGACUGGGGUUGUCUCCAAGCCAUCACCCUGGUUUUCUAACAUUUGACCUCCCAGAGACGGACAGAGGGAAUCCCUGCGCUCACAGGUCGGUGCUGAUGGUGCACAGGCGGAGUCCCAAAGAGAUGUUGACUUUGUGGCAGCAGUUGCACAAUCUGCCCGCUCACUGCUGA
Nerophis lumbriciformis (worm pipefish) is the source of this 1326-nucleotide messenger RNA. RefSeq names its product N-acetyllactosaminide beta-1,3-N-acetylglucosaminyltransferase 2. The record is from RefSeq and is a predicted model, not a curated record. Gene Ontology annotation, cellular component: Golgi membrane. Gene Ontology annotation, molecular function: hexosyltransferase activity; UDP-glycosyltransferase activity. Gene Ontology annotation, biological process: poly-N-acetyllactosamine biosynthetic process; protein O-linked glycosylation. NCBI's taxonomy places the organism in Eukaryota, Metazoa, Chordata, Actinopteri, Syngnathiformes, Syngnathidae.